CCCACCGUUUUACUUUCACGCCUCCAGUGUCGACCCUGAAUUCCGUGGGCGUGUUUGACUGUGAUGGCCUCGGGGACCAACGGCGCCGGUGGCGGCGUUGGUCCGCAGCUCUCCGGCAUCAAAACGGGACUCAUCUCGGGCCGGGCGGCGUCCCCCGCGGCGGCGUUCGCCCCCGGCCUGAGGAAGUACCCCCAGGAGGGGGCGAAGACCCCCCCGAAGGCCUCCUGCAGCCAAGCCAGGGCCCUGCUGGUGAGCCUGUCCGCCUCCGGCCUGAGCGCCGAGGCCCUGCUCCUCUCCUCCACCCUCCGCCGCCGCCGCCUCCUGCGCGAGCAGCGAGCCUCCUCCUCGCCCCCGCCCGGCAGCCGCUCCACCCCGGCUACUCCCACUGCUUCCUCGCCCUCCCCGCCCUCGUCCUCUUCGCCCACCACGCCGACUCCGUCCCUGUCGCCCUCCUCUCCCAUCCUCGCCUGCGGCUCCCGAACCCAGCGGUCGUAGCUCCGGCCUCAACGGCUGCAAGGCGGGCGGCAGCGUGCACGUGGAUACGGACCUCGGAGGAGGAGGAGGAGGAGGAGGAGGAGGAAUUCAAACACCAUCACAUCAUGAACCACAAAGACAAACUACAUUAUGGGAUGCUCCAGCAUUGUUUGGUGUCCUGUUUUAUUCCAGGAAUUCUUCUCCUCUCUCUACUUUUGAUUUCACACUUUCACGACCAGAACUCGAGCAGAACUCUGACCCGAUGCGGCCCGGAGGCGGUCUGGGUGGAUGUACCGGCAGCAGCAGUCUCAUAGAGACCCCCAUCGCUCACAAAGGGGGUUCUUAGUGGAGUAGACGUAAUUUCUAAACCGUGACAUUUAUCAGAAGAAAAAAAAAAAUAGAGCUACAAUAACCGCCAAGUGAGUCCAGUAGUUGUGUGUGUUCAGGAUAAUAUUUGCUCUGAAAAAAAAAAAGAUCACGAUGGUGACGAUUGUGGUUUCACACUGUUUGGUGUUAAGUGGUAGGUUGUGGGCGUGGCCUGUGUUUUAGACUCUGAACUGGUGCUACGUGUUCCCCUCUGUUUCUACACGCUGUGUAAAGAGUUUACAUGGUCGUCCUCCCCGAAACUUUAACCCGCGCUUUGUUUUUUUAACGUGUCUUCUUUGAGUUCACGGACAUGCCUCCGCCUACAGACUGAAGACGAGCGACGAGGAACGUUCAACUGGAAAAGUGUAUUCACGAAAAAGCACAUCGUUCGGGGACCGGAGUUAUAACGGCACAUUUCUAUUAGUAAUAGAACCACAAGGGGGGGGGGGGGGCAAGGCGUGUUGAGUUUCUCUCCAUACGUGUGUGUAUUAACUCGUUAAUUAUGACAAUCAGGAUGUUUCCGCAGUAGCGUCCAACAGGUUGCUCUGGCGUUUUAGCACCUGACAUCACAAGCCUUCCCAAAGACUUGAGCACACACACACACACACACACACACACACACACACACACACACACACACACACACACACACACACACACACACAAGCAGUUUGCAGAAGCACAGAGACAGACUCGAGAUACAUAUUUAGUCGUUUCAGAAUAUCUCGUGAUAUUUCUAAGCCACAUCUGUUGCACCGCUGAUGGUGACGGAGCUGUGAGACGGGUCGGCUGGGUUCUACUGACGCACUCUUUUAUUCUCAUCUUCAAGGUUAUGAUGACGGGAAGCAACGUCCAAAGUAUUUAGCAGUGUGUACGUCUUAUUGUAAAACAUAACACCUUUGAACAAGAAAAAAUAUCAUAUAUAUAUAUAUAUCUUUCACUGCAGUGAACUGAUGGCACUUCAACGUCUUCGACCCUUUUACAUUGAAGGAUGAAGAAAUCGGCACAUUAUAAAUGAGAAUAUAGAAAUGUAAAACGUGAGCACAGUUUCCUCCCGAGACACUUGACCCUUUAAUCUAAUGUUGUGAAUCUGCCUAAAUAUGAUGAGCACAAAGCUACACACGUUCCCCGCCGCCCGUCAGAUUCCCAACAUGGCCAAUCGCCUCGUUUGCUUUCAUUUCCUGCUUGUUGAAACAUUCAUGAAUGUGAGGCCUCUGGUGGGCAUCAGUGAGCGGCAUGUCACAUCAGAGGCCCGUCAGUGUAAACCCGGCAACAAUGCCCACUGGUCACAGACAACGGGAUUACUUUCCAUUUGUUUUGAGUGAAAUUCGAUCAUUUGUGGCAUUGAGAUUAAAACAUGUGCAAAAGGGGGAUUGUGAUAAAGAGGAAAGGGGAUUAGUUUGGGGGGGUCGUGUUAUCAGGCCGGCUUUGACCCGACUCCAUCCAGAGUGCUGGUUGAUGUGAACGGGCCAAUGAGAUGAGAGGAGGGCCCUUCAGCAGCUGCUCUUUGUCUUCGGUGUGAGAUGAGAGCCUCAGCUGAGGUUAUCCCACAUCUGAUCGAACUCACGAUGGACACGAUGUGCAAUAUGUAAAAGGCACUGUGGCACACGUUCUGUGGUCGCCCCCCCGGGGCCUCAAGGCGUCAGGUGAUCUCUGUUCCAGUAUUAGACCGGCAGCCGGGUCAGAAGAACCCGUUGACCCAAAGAAGAGGCUACGCUGGAGCCCAUUGGCUCGUUCCCUAUUUAUUUUUUGGGGGCGUCCUUGCGUCUGCGUCGUGGCGCCGGCGGCGUUUGACUGAACGCUCCCCGAGCUCGCGGCACACACGGCGACUCCAAGCCUCGACCCGCCUCCGGGCGGGUUCAGGCCUCCGGGUUUCAUAUCGCGGGAAGUCGGAUGACAGGAAUUCACUUUUCACGCUCGGAUCCAUAAAACUCUUUGAGUUAAAUGUGCCCCUCCCCCCCCCCCCCCCACCGAGUAAAGCGUGGGAUGGACUGCGUGGCCGCGCUCUCUGGAAGGAUUUUUGUGAACUCACGUCUCACACACACACACACACACACACACACAGUGGAUCCCCCCCCCCCCGGCAAUCAGAAAGAAACCCAAUGCAAACUUGAAAUGAAACAUAGAAGAAAUAUACAUAUAUAAAUAUAUCUAAGGGAGAUGUUUGUGUAUGAUAUUAUAAUUGUGAAGAAAAGUGUGACACAUAUAUAUAUAUAUAUAUAUAGGCCUAGAUUAAAUGAUAUACUGUCAAAUGUCAUCAUCUCUUCAGUUUUAUAUAUCCGUGACCAUUUUGUACAGAUUCUUUUCUUUUUUAAGUCAUCGAGAGAGAUAUUACAUUUCACACCGAGAUUAAUUAUUCAUACGCGGAACAUUUUUAUAUUUGUUUAAAGAAUAUCUGUAUUGAUAGACAGUUAGCCUCUAAUAUAUAUAUAUAUACGCUGAAGUUCAUUUUUUUAUUCUAGGUUCCAGGAGUUAGAUUUUAUUUUGAAAAGCGCAUCCCUGAAAAUGCUCGUUCAGCUCCUCUGCACCUUUGCCUCUUUAAAGGUGAAAGGUCACCAUUGAGGUGUGGGGGGGGAGGGGGGCUGGACUAGUGCCUGUGCUUAAGGGGCUUAUUUUGCUUCUAUCCUUUUGAUUUCAGGGGCUAUUUUCUGUUUGUUUUUUUCGGGUUCCACCCCAUCCUGUAUUUGUGAUUCAGCUGGUGAGUUGGAGUCAGACACAUUGUUGUGUAACUGCUGUGAAAAGGUGAGUUCAUGGGCCCCCGAGGGAUCCGGGGGGUGAAGUAAGUUACACAGCUUUAAUUUGUGCUCCUCCUGGAUGGAAGAACGUGUCGCUGCACCGGGGGGCUUUAAGUGAUGGAUCAAUGAGGGGCGUGGAGUAAAAAGUUUAAUCUCUUCCUUUGCCAUUUUUUAUUUUUUAAAUAACGACCCGACCGUCCUAUAUAGUAUGUAUAUGAGAUUUUUACAUGAAUGUGUGGAUGUUCAAAAAUCUUGGCAUCAAAAAGUAUCGAGAAACUACAAAUGUACUUUGUAAAUAGGCCGAGUCGUUCCUAUAUGCGAGUUCAACGUCCGAGGGCAGAUGUUUUUAUUCAUAAAUACUACGAUGACGAUGGGUACACAACGGUAUGUAUAGGUUAAAACAAUGCAUGUAUAGUCUCAAGCAAUCGCACGGUGCAGUCGAGAAAAAAAAAGAUUUUUAAAAAAAAGUUGUCGACGUGUUUUUCUCCAAAAAAAUGAGAGAGAGGGAGAGGAAAGCGGUUUUACGUAUUCGGGGUUUCACAAACAUGAGUGAAGAGAUAUUAUUUGGGUAUCUCUGACACAGGCAUGUUCAGUGUUACUGUGAUGUUAUGUGACGAUGAAGAUGAGGAUGACGAGGUGAAGGAUUCUCGAACACUUGAACGCACCAUCCACAACCAGAGACGUCACCGGUGAUGGUGUGUGUAUGUGUGUGUGCGCUCUUCCCACUGAGCGAUACUCCCAUUUUGUAGAGUAGUUUGAUAUAAGAACAAAACAUAUUACAGAAAAUAGAUCUAUAAUAUAAUGAUAUAUCGAUUUAAAAAGCCUACCGAUACUGGGGAUAACUAAUCUAUCAGUGUGGAUGAUAUCCUGUGAGAAAUGUGUGUGUUUUUCCCGUGAGGAGACAGUUGAAUCUGCCUUCUUUUGUACAUACAUUUGCUGUGAUUGUGCGUCCAAUAAAGGUGCAGCUCUCUUGUACGGUG
Pseudoliparis swirei is the source of this 4555-nucleotide messenger RNA. RefSeq names its product mucin-7-like. The coding region runs from base 64 to 495 and encodes 143 amino acids. The transcript has 2 exons. NCBI's taxonomy places the organism in Eukaryota, Metazoa, Chordata, Actinopteri, Perciformes, Liparidae. The record is from RefSeq and is a predicted model, not a curated record.